Molecule: messenger RNA, 4716 nt
Organism: Haliotis rubra (blacklip abalone)
Lineage: Eukaryota; Metazoa; Mollusca; Gastropoda; Lepetellida; Haliotidae
Product: U2 snRNP-associated SURP motif-containing protein-like
Biological process (GO): RNA processing
Cellular component (GO): nucleus
Molecular function (GO): RNA binding
Source: RefSeq, a predicted model, not a curated record
CGGCAAUAGCCGUAUGAACGCCAGACAAAAUGGCGAACAAAUUACCAUGGGGCCUAAAAGGGAGCCGUUUGGCCCCUGGUUCUGCAAAGACCAUCUCCGAAAGCAAGUUGAAAGCUUUCGAGGUGGGAACUAUGAACCUUGGAAAGCAAUCCUUGUCAAAAAAGGAAUUAGAUGAAAUGAGGAAAAAGCAAGAUGCAGAAGCUACAGCACAGGUAUAUGAGGAGUUUGUUGCUUCAUUUGAUGAAGCACAUAAACAAGCCGGCACCAAGAUGUGGGUCAAGGGAGAAACUGUCAACGUUGACAGACCUUUCAGUGGACCUCCGAGAACUCCAAGACACAACUCGGGAGAGAGUAGACCUGACAAGAGCCGGCUGUACAAGCCAACAUCCAAGCUAGCAGAGCUCGCUGCCACAUUCCAGUCUAUGAAGGAAACCAAGAAAGAAGAUGAUAAGCCGAAUUCUAACAAAAAGAAAAGGGGAGAUGAGAAGAAAAAAAGCAAUCUUGAACUCUUCAAAGAAGAAUUGAAACAGAUUCAAGAGGAAAGACAAGAGCGACACAAGCUAAAGAAAGUGUUGAGAGAUUCAGGAGUUGAUCUUCAAGACAGUGACACCAAGAUUUCCCCUUUUCUUGAUCCCAUGGACAUAGGACCUGCUUCACUACGUGGGCCAGGAGACCGAGCAGGGGGAAUUGGAUCGUUCGACCCAGGAGAUGAGAAUACAACCAACAUAUAUGUAGGCAACAUAUGUCCAAAGAUGACAGAGCAACAGCUUUGUGAAACAUUUGGGAAGUAUGGUCCUCUAGCAAGCAUCAAGAUCAUGUGGCCUCGCACAGAAGAAGAGCGUUCCCGUGGAAGAAACUGUGGAUUUGUUGCCUUCAUGAACAGGAAGGAUGGAGAGCGAGCAAUGAACUCUCUACGAGGAAGAGAAGUGAUGGGCUUUGAAAUGAAGCUAGGGUGGGGUAAGGCGGUGCCCAUUCCGCCCCACCCCAUUUAUAUACCCCCAGCUCUGGUUGAGAUGACCCAGCCACCCCCACCCUCAGGACUUCCAUUUAAUGCUCAACCACUGAAGAAGGCAAGACUGGAGAAGUUGUAUGGAAAUAUUCCACCACCAAAAGAUGGAGAAGAUGAACAAUCCAAGGAGGAGAAAGAAAAGACUUUAGCCAACGCUGUUGUCAAAGUGGUUAUCCCCACAGAAAGAAAUCUCCUGUCUCUUAUUCAUCGAUUGGUCGAGUUUGUUGUUCGAGAAGGACCCAUGUUUGAAGCAAUGAUUAUGAAUAGGGAAAUAAAUAACCCUAUGUUCAGGUUUCUGUUCGACAACCAAACACCAGCACACACAUACUACCGAUGGAAGCUUUUCUCAAUUCUUCAGGGAGAUUCGCCGUACACAUGGCGAACAGAAGAGUUCCGUAUGUUCAAGGGUGGGUCUUUGUGGCGACCUCCACCUUUGAACCCGUACACCCAGGGAAUGCCAGAAGAGCUAGUGAGCAAGUCUGCCUAUAGCCUUGAUAUUGACCCAAGCAUUAAGAAGGGGCAGCUCACUGAUAGUCAGCGAGACAGGUUGGAGGACAUGCUGCGAGAGUUGAGUCCGGAGCGACAGAAAAUCGCAGAUGCCAUGGUGUGGUGUCUUGAUCAUGCAGAGUCGGCAGAGGAAGUAGUGGAGUGUAUCGCCGAGUCUCUGUCCAUCCUCCAGACUCCACUCCCCAAAAAAAUUGCACGUCUAUUCCUUGUGUCGGACAUCCUGUAUAAUUCCAGUGCUAAAGUGGCUAAUGCCUCCUACUUCAGAAAGUAUUUUCAAGUCAAGCUUGAAGAAAUAUUCAAAGAUGUACAUGAAGCCUAUGAAAACAUUGAUGGCAGAUUAAAAGCAGAACAGUUCAAGCAAAAAGUCAUGUCAUGUUUCCGCACUUGGGAAGACUGGGCCGUCUAUCCAAACGACUAUCUCAUCAAUCUGCAGAACGUCUUCCUUGGUCUCAUUACACCCAAAGAAGAACCGGAGGUUGAGGAGAAGAUAGAGAAGCCGAUUGUGGACUACCUGGAUGGAGCUCCCAUUGACGAUCUGGACGGUUUGCCACUGAAAGAUAUCGAGUACAUUGAACGCAAAGUCAUUGAGGAUUUGGAUGGGGCACCACUAUCAGACGACUUAGAUGGCAUGCCAUUGGACAAGCCUGAAAAGCCAGCCAAGCAAGAGACGUCUUCAACGGCCCGCUUUGCCCGCUCCAAGUGGGAGGAGGUUGAUGAGACAGAGCUGGAAGCACAAGCCAUGUCAACCUCCAAGUGGGACCUGCUGGACCAGCAGAGUGGGGAGGAGGAAGAUGGGGGAGGACAGGACCAGAUGGUGGGGGAAGACAUUGAUGGAGCUCCUAUGGAGUUUGAGGACAGAGGGCAGGACUCUGAAUCAAGUGAGGACAGUGAUGAUGAUAGCCAGGAGCAAACUACCCCAUACAGGCAGGAGAUGUCUGAGAGGAGAGCCAAGCUGAGAGAAAUAGAGGUUAAGGUGAUGAAAUAUCAGGAUGAGCUGGAAGCUGGACGAAGAUCGCGAAAACCCAACUUAACCUUUGCAGAGCAGAUAGCCCACUAUCGCAAGAAACUCUUACAGAAGGAGACCAGUGAGUCCCCGGGAAGAAUGUCACGUGAGAGGAAAAGACACAGGUCAAGGUCACCAUAUUCACCGUCACUACGUCUUGGCUAUGACAGUCCAAAGCGAUCAAAGAAGAUGAAAAGCCCCAAGAGAUCUCGACGGUCACGUUCACCAAAGUCAAGGUCACCCAGGAAGUCCCCAUCAAGAAGUCCAAGUCGUCAUCGGCACAAACACAAGAAGAACAAAUACCGAGACUGAUGUCUGUGCCUCGCUCAGUAUAACUUGUAUAUAUUGUAAAGACAUUGUACAGUGACACGCUACACCAACAACUACAGUGAUCUCUUCAACCUUCUGCAUGUUUUAAGUCGGUGUUCUAUGAUGAUUUGUUGAAAACUCUAUGGUGUCAAGUCAAAGAGUUUCCUUUUGAUUUACUGCAUUUGUUUAUAAGCUGCCUAUUCACACAAACCAGUCAAGGAAUAUUAAAUGCUGUAAAGAUUAGACCUAAUGCUUGACAAACUUAAUAGAAGUAUAUUGGACUACCACAUAGGGGGACAAAAGUGUUCCCCCUGUGAAAGAAUCCAUUUCCACUGAGUAUUCGACUGUGCUCAGGUUUGAUGCAUUGAACAUGGGGUUUAUGAAGCUUUGCAUCGAUCAAAGCCUAACCUUUAUCAACUGCAGGGAUUAUGCAGAGCCACUUGUUCAGGGGUCAUGUGGUGAUAUUUCUAAAGUUUGUUCUGCAGUAAUUCUAGUCACCUUUACACAUAUCAUUUCAUUUGUACAAUUGACUCAUAAAGGGAUAUGUAUACUUGAAUAUACUACUAGGGAAUUGAAAUCUCAGUUAUUGCAUUUGUAUUGUACAAUUUCUUUGCAGAUGUUAAUAGAAGAAUCAAUUGAAAAGACCAUGGUUGAUAAAAUUGUUUAGGUUUGGCAUUCUUGCAACUCAUUGUCAAACCUCUGUACAAGGUCGUCAUUUUUACAUUCUCUAUAAGUCAUCCAUAUCAAUGGUAGCAUGUGAUGCAUUCAGAGUUCACUGUAGUGAUGCUGGGUUGUGUGAGAUAAGGUAUUAUUAUUAUCCAUUCAUUGUUACCAUUCAUUCAUCACUUCUCAUCACAUUUAAAAUGCAAAUACCAAAUAUACAACUCCAAUGUUCCUGUGUAAGUCCUUUCAAGAUUUCUCCUGUUCCGUACAAAUCACACCAUAUCAAGCACUGUUUCUUGUUUGAAUUGUUUGAAACUUCAGAAGUGUUAGAACACAUACUGUCAGAGGAAUUAAUAGUUUCCAAUGCUGAACAAGCUUUGGAGAAGCCUGAUUUGCAUAGGGAAAUCUGCAAAGAGGAAUUUGAUAUGUUCAAGGUUAAGCUAUAUCCUUCAUUAAGGGUAAUGCUCAACAUGUCAUGUGACAAUUCUACUGUGUUAAACUUUUCAGUCAGUUGUGAAUGUACCAUGCAUGUUAGAACAAGUCUUUUACAAAAUGCUAUAUAUUUUCCUUAUUUAGUUUUAUUAACAAAAGAUUCUGUAUUUCCAGCAGAAAGUUGUAGUUUCUACUAUGAUGAAUCAGUCAAGAUUUGAAGUCCUGUUGUUAUCAUAUAAAGGUGGAUUGAAAUGAUGAAACAUUUGAUUGUGUAAUCAAGGAAUAUUUCUGUUCAGUGAGAUUUUGGAAAUUAAAUUAUUAUAUUUCUUCAAAUUAAAAAGUGACCUUAACAAAUAAUGGUAUGAUAUACAAAUUUGCAAACAAUGACUUCUCAGAAAAUUGGAAUGUGAUCAUCUUCGAGAAUGUUUUAUCACGAGGUGUAUUGACCUUUAUAAUGUUUCCAUCAGCUUUGAAAUUUGCAGCUCCUCCAGUGCUCAAUGAUCAAUCUUUUUCAUAAUUUAUUCAUUGAUAGUGACGUACAUUUUGUGUCAACUCGUUUUUAAUGAUGUUAAUGCAAAAUAUGAAACAUAUGCACUGUUAACUCAUGUUCUAAAGGAUAGAUAUUGUUGAAGCAAUUGCUGUGUGUUUGCAGGGCCAGCUGGUGAAUCAGAGUAAGAUGAAUUAAUGUUUAUAACUGCACAAUAUUUGAAUGUGAUGUACAUUUAUUCUCCCAUCAAGCAAGUCACAUGAUGUUACCAUUGAUGCCAAUCAUGAAAUAAACAUGAACAAGUUA